UCCUUCAAAGAUCCAAUCGUCGGGAUGCAUAAAAAGAUAAGGUAGCCAGCACAAGGUUAUGGAAGGACGAGGAAUGACAUCCUAUGGGUAAAGACAAGAAAAUAGUGGGCUCCAGCUCCUCCUCUAGCACGUGCUAGCUAGCUGCUAGCUAGUCAUGAUGUACGAGAGCCCUCCUGCGAGCUCUGGUUGGACCAAGCGACGGGCUUCUUCUAGCAGGCCUUCAGUGGAAUGUUCAUCCAGGCGCUCGGUACUUCCUCCUUUGAGUGUCGGCACCACCUGCUCGAACAAUUCCAACGAGAGCGUGCGGUCAGCACUCAAUAGCAACAACAAUAGUACUAGUACUACUAGCAGCAGCCGAGUGAAUCCCUUGGCUCGACAGAAUGUGCUGUUUGUCAUUCUGGGCCUUGGGGUUUUUCUACUGUUGGGAAACACUGUGUUUUUGUUUGUCCAGCUCAUGGACACGGACCAAGAAGCACAGGGGAACGUGUUCUUUCGACAUUAUCAUCGGCAUCAUGAGCGUCUCAAAAAUCUAUUCCAAAAAGAUUGGGGAGGAGGAGACGAAGAAGAAGCAUUACCUGUGUUGCCAGGGCAUACCAGUAAUAUCCCACCAAAAACCAAUAUUGUACCCCAAGAUGAGUCCAUCAUGCUUCAAGAGAUGGAAAAUUCCAUUGCCAAGAAAUUGAACAUGACACAGAAUCCAAGCAGCCCAAAGAUUCUGUCUUGUAGAAACAGUGAUUGUCAACGAAUUCUUUUGGAAGAGGAGCAACCUCCUCAAGUGGUCUACUUGAAUGAUCUGGAUCAACCACGGUACUUGUGUGGCAGAACCAUUGAACCCCAUGGACUCUUGGUACUCAGCCAGGCCGAGCAUGAUCAACUAUGUAACAAUCCACAACGACAACACCCACAUUACGUCCUUUCCACACUCUUUCCCGUCUUGCCCACACGAAGCAACCACAUUGAGAAAGGCUCUCCUCUCGGGCCCAUCAAGCUGGGGAUCAAAGGAGUCAGGCUUUCCCGGUCAGUCCGAUUCACCCGAUUCCGAGGACCCUGUGAUGUUAGCUGUUACUUUAUACCCAACAACCUCAACACUAUAGCCAUUCUGAGAACCGUCCAAGGGACGGAUUGGCAACUUGGUACCUCCAUGGAAGGACCACAAUACUACGACUCACUUCGCGGUGGCGGCAACAAACAAUCCUAUCUGGCCACCACGUCGUUGGAGUCCGACAUUCCCAUGCCCUACUUUUCAUGGGAUGAUUAUGCUCCGGAAGGAAAAGUUACAGUUCCGGCGGUAGACUAUGACAAGGCCAUCAAGGGAGCUGUGUUUAUGGCUCGAAACUGUCAGAGUCGCAAUCGUCGCGAAGAUUUGGUCAAGGCAUUGAUUCAAAAGAGUAUCGCAUACAACAAUCAGAGCGUUGCAGCAGCAGAGUCGCCGUUUCGCAUUGAUUCCAUAUCGCGGUGCCUCCACAACCACGACCCUCCUCCAACAAUACACAAGGACGACAAGAUUGAAAUUGUCAAUCAGUAUCUCAUGUAUUUGGCAUUUGAGAAUCAAAAUGCCAAUGAUUACAUCACGGAGAAGCUUUGGGGGUCACUCUUUCGUACCGGCGCCUUGCCGGUCUACAUGGGAGCCCCCAAUAUCGAGGAACAUGUCCCGCCUCAUUCCAUUAUCAAUGGGCGAGACUUUGCCAACAAUGCGCAUGCCUUGUGGGAAUACUUGCUCCAAGUGGCUCGCAACCGAACCCUGUACGAGUCGUACCAUGCCUGGAGAGAUCAACCCCUCCCGGAACGCUUUGUACGCAAGUACAAUUUUACCCAUGUCCAUUCCACCUGCCGCAUGUGUCGUUGGGCAUUUGCCAAGCGAUACGGAUGGGGUUGGGAUCACGAACAACAAUCGAUACAAGAAGCAGACGUCAGGGAAAAUCGAAAGCUUUGCUGGGAUGGUAGUACGGGGCUCCUUCAAAGUCCCUUUCGAGAACAAUGGUUGUCUCCCAAUUUUGUAGAGUUGGAGGUGGAACCAAAUGGCAACACGGAUGGUGAAAUGGGACAAGGGGUGGUGUGCGAGAAACUCGGGGAUGACGAGCAGCAACAACAACAAAACUAUACUCAGACUCGAUCCAUACUACUGCCAAACGGCGAUUCCGUGAACAGAACAAUCUGGAAUCAUGAUGGAAUCUUGGAUAUGUUUGUGGAAUUGGAGUCGUCGUCGUCUUCUUCCAACACUGAUGCCCAAUCUGUGGUACUGAAAAUGGACCUUCCCCUGCUGCUCACUGGCAAGGAGGAGGAUGAAGAAGUGUCAGAAAAGACCUUGGGAAAUCACCAGUUUUGGCUACAACGGGGCGACCGUCGCGUCUCGGUGUUGACCAACCACAAUCUACUUUGGGCAUCGGAUGAUGGAAUGGUACGGUUGUUUUUCUCCCUCCAAUCAAAUGUCACAUUUCGCAUCCGGAUUCUAAUCGAGCAUCUAGAUCUGCACAGACCCCAGCAUCGUCUGGAGCCGACUUAUUUUGGUCAGAUUGUCGCCCAAGAUUUCUUUCAUCCACUGGAAAAGUUUCUGGUUUUGAACGGAUAAAAACAGUGCCGAUUCAGUGACACCAGUCCGAAUGCUUGGUAGUUGGAGAAAUUCUCACCUCCUUCAUCGUCCACAACGUUGGAAGAGUGCAUUAGCGGAAAAAAGAUCAUGCUCCGGCAACCAACCUAGCUGAAGCUACUUCUGAAACAAACUGUGAAGUGGGGCUGAAUGACAUGACCACACUAAUAAUUGAGGGCUCAAUCGCUUGUUGGUGCUUGAUAGCAUCUACGCCGUUGUUUUUGAUGGUACUAUUCCCUCCAGCCACAAUCCAACGCAAUGGCUCCCCUUUGACCUUCCAAGAUAUCAGCAGCGUUCUUUCAACGGCUAGCUAGCUGGUACAGGUGCUUUGAGAUCGCAUGUUCCGCUCGUUACGGCAGGGUUACACGUACAUCAUUUUGUACAAGUGUAGGUGUUGGGGUGCAUCCAUUACGAUUCUCGUCACGGGUGCUAAAAAUGGGGGGAAAUGAUGAGUUUACACUUUAGACCGGGCAAGACAAGCACACCAGCUCUUGUAGAUAGUGCAACGAAUCAUCCAUUUCACCACAGAGACUAACAGAAUGGCUGAUAUGGCAACACCUUGACAAUGAUUCAAAACCACAUUAAUUAAACAAAGAAACCUUCCAAAUAGGCAACUGCACCCUGCCACCAAGUGAACACCCUACUAACAAAAUUGGUCUGUGUGUGGCUUCCUCCAGUGCCUAGGUUGCCAACUUGAGGCAAAGGAUUCAGGAUAGGAGAAAAUGUGGGAAAGUCAGUUUGUCCCCACAUUUGGACAAGUCCAUUCUCAGCAAAAUCAUCGUUUGGAGGAACAUCAUAACCAGGUGCUCCAACAAGGACUUUAGUCCCAUCACCAGAAAUGGCGACACUAAAUCCCAACCUAUCACCUUGCCUGAUUCCAUCAAUAUCAAAACCUUGGGCCCUGCUAAUCUCUUGAAGGACCCAAUCAGUGCCAUCAAACUUGUAGAUGCGAGCGUAACCAGGGAGACCUGAUAGGAAGCUACUUACAGAUCCAGCCACAAGGGUUUUGCCAUCACCGGAUAAAUCAAUGGAGGUCCCAAAUAAAUCAUCGUAUUCAUUCCCAAUGAGAUCACUAUGUAGCUCACAAGCAACGGGGGCAGGGUCAGUAAUCCAAAAGGUCAUGCAGCUUGCACAUUUCACAUUCCUCAAUGUUUACCUUCCCAAUUGGACCCAUAAUUCCUCAAAUCUCUGAAAGACUUGAACCCUGCCGACUCUUAUAGCCCCAACCACAUCAAACUGAGGAGAACUGACUGCAACAAUGCUGCCAUCAUAGUUUAGAGACACUGAAUGGCCAAAAUUGUCACCAACAGCAGACCCAAACAUCGCUCCACCAUCAACAAAAUUUUGAUUGAUCGCGAAGCCACUACUGUCGUAAACACGGCAUUCACCAAACCUUGUGGAGUCAGAAUCAGAGGAUCCAGAUCCGGGCAUUCCAACAGCAAACAAGUUGCCAUCUCCAGAGAGUGAUACAGACCACCCCAACUCUGCCAAUCCAAUUUCUCCGUACAGUCCAGAAACAAUGGUGAUGAGAUUAUCAGUAACAUCUCUCACACGCU
Molecule: messenger RNA, 4143 nt
Organism: Seminavis robusta
Lineage: Eukaryota; Bacillariophyta; Bacillariophyceae; Naviculales; Naviculaceae
Source: the annotation of a GenBank genome assembly